Messenger RNA from Selaginella moellendorffii, 2990 nucleotides. Its product is annotated as pentatricopeptide repeat-containing protein At1g09410, mitochondrial. Lineage: Eukaryota; Viridiplantae; Streptophyta; Lycopodiopsida; Selaginellales; Selaginellaceae. The record is from RefSeq and is a predicted model, not a curated record. Gene Ontology annotation, molecular function: protein binding. The transcript has 2 exons. The coding region runs from base 39 to 2228 and encodes 729 amino acids.
UGUACAUCAGAUUCCCAAGCAAGCCCGCUUGAGAGCAUAUGCUGAAACAGUCGAGUAUAUUCUGUGCUCGAAGCCCUGGGAUUGCGGAAUUGGCUCGCCUCCUCUAUGAGUGCAUCAGGUCCAGGGAUCUGCUCCAAGGGCGGCGUCUCCAUGCCCAGAUCUUGCGAGAGAACUUCGGUGGCAGCAAAUACCUCGCCAAGAUCAUCCUCCAGCUUUAUGCCAAAUGCGGGGAUCUGGAAGCGGCGUCGGCGGUCUUUGCUUCUAUGGCUGACAGGGACUUCGUUUCAUGCAGUAUUUUGCUCCUCGGGUUUGCGCAGAUUGGAUCCACUGCAGAGGCAAAGGCCGUUUUCGAUUCGAUGCCCACGCUCAAUGUCGUGGUCUGCAACACCAUGGUUGGAGCGUAUACGCAAGCAGGGCAUAUCGAAGAAGCGCAUAUCAUCUUCCAGAGGAUGCCUAUGGUAGAUGUUGUGACGUUCAACUCGAUUCUGGCAGGGGUGGUCAAGGGCGGAGCGGUUGAUGAGGCAUUGACAUUCUUCUCUCAGAGCCCAGAACACGACGUAGUUUCUUGGAACUCUAUCUUACAUGCAUAUGCCCAAGCAGGGCAUCUGGAGGAAGCAACGGCGAUUUUCUGUUUGAUGCCGGAAUGGAGCUGCGUCUCCUGGAACGCGCUCUUGGCAGCAGUGUGCGACUUUGGAAGCAUAGAUCACGCACGGGAAGUGUUCUCUCAGAUGCCGCAGCGCAACUCUGUUGCAUGGAACACCAUGAUUGCUGCAGUGGGGCAGAAAGGAGAGGAUUUGGGCCAAGCAAAGCAUCUUUUUGACACGAUGCCGGGUGAUCGAUCACUGGUAACUUGGGCAGGGUUGAUCGGGGCAUUCUGCUCGAACUCUCGCCUGGAUGAUGCAAAAUCUUCGCUUGAGCUGUCACCUUGUUGGAGCUCCAGCGUAGUAAGUUUAAUAGCAGUAGCGUGCGUGCAGGAUGGACGCCUUCACGAAGCAAGAAGAUGGUUUGAGAUACUGCCGGAGAGAGACACAUUAGCUUGGGUAUCCAUGGCCGCAGGAUAUGCCCGUAAUGGGUACCUUGCUGAGCUUGAAUCUACAGUCAGAAAAAUGCCACAGUGGCAUCCGUCAACUUGGCACUCUCUCUUGCAAGGCUACGUUAACUGUGGAAAUUCAGAGGAGGCAGAAGGAGUGUUCUUCAAAAUGGAGGGAAGGAGUGUUGCCGCCUGGACGUCUAUGUUAUCAGCGUAUGCCCAAAGAGGGCAUAUAGAUCCUGGGAAGCUGCUGUUUGACAAAGCGCCAAUGCACGACAGGGUAAUGUGGAAUACGAUGUUGAAUGGUUUUCUCCAGUACAAUGACUUGGAAGCGUUCAAAGAGGUGUUUUACGGGCAGGCCUUGACCAGAGACAUCACGUCGUGGACUGCACUGUUGCAAGCGUAUUUCCAGGCCGGUCAAGUCCAGGAAUCCCAAACCGUGUUUGAAAGGAUGCCACAGCAAGAUGCCUUCUCAGCGGCCACAAUGCUGGCGGGAUAUGCUCAAAACAGGCACAUUGACGAGACCAAGGCACUUUUUGACCGGCUACCACACCGGAGUAACGUCUGCUGGACAGUCAUGAUAGCUGCGUUAGCAUUGGCCAAUAAGAAAAUUAAUGAGGCCCUGUUGGUCUUCCAGAAGAUGCCCAUGAGAGAUUCUAUGCCGUGGAACGCCAUGGUGACUGCAUAUGCCCAAACCGGGCAUUUGCUGCGAGCAAAGGAAACUUUUGACGGCAUUCCUCAUAAGUGUCUGCUCUCUUGGGCGGCGAUGCUGGGUGGAUAUGCCCAAAACGGUCGUGCUGAAGAGGGCAUCACCUUGUGGCGUCGACUGGGGCAAGAAGGAAUUGCCCCCAACGAGAUCGCCUUCACAAGCGCAUUGGCACUGUGUGGCGGCGCGGGGAUGAUCGAGGAGGCGGCACGGGUAUUCCAAUCCAUGGCGGCGGAUCAUGGCGUGAGGCCAUCGAGGGAGCACUACAGCGCGAUGGUGGACGCUCUUGCGAGGGCUGGGCAUUUGGAGGAGGCCGAGGAGCUCCUGGCUUCAAUGCCAUUUCCAGUGAAUCCAGUGACCACUACUUCGAUUCUAAGCGCUUGUAACUGGCACAGGGAUUGGACAAGGGGGGAGCGAGCGGCUCGUGGGCUGCUAGAGAUCGACUCUACCCACAGCGGCCAUUACAUUUCCCUGGCGAGACUAGUACUUUGACCGGUCUAGACCAAUUAGUCAACGAAUAGUGGAAGAUCCGUAUCUCCAGCGGUUGAAUAUUCGUUUCAUGGAGUCGGAUCUUUGGAUAUGCUUCUGCGAGCUCCACUUUGGUACGUUUGCAUUUUUUUUCACGGUGUCAUAGUGGAGUGAUCGUUUUCACUCCUCUCUUCUCUGAGAAUGGUGUUUGAAGGGCUCCGUGGUGUUCGCCUCGAGCACUCUGUUGCUUCAAGCGAGGACGAGGAAUGGACGAUGGAGCGCCUGAAAUCGCGAGCACAGCCUGUGAGGCGCGUGUGGCUUUGCUGGUUACGUCCUCUUUCGAAACAUAAGCGCGGUCAGUUUUAGAAAUAGCCUUCGUGAUCGAGAACUUGGAUUUCUCCACUAACGCAGAUGAUCACUGCUUUCUCGAGACAAUUGCUAACGUCGUGACUUCGUUACCCUUCAUCUUUGUUGGAUUGCAAGCGCCAAGGUUAGCUAUGAAUUCCAUCCAUUGUAUUGAGAGCAUAACACUUUGCUCGCAGAAAGAAGACUGUGAGCAAGUUCUAUGCCGAUUCCUUGAUCGGUGUUGGAGUUGCCUCGAGCUUGUACCACGCAUCGAGAGGAAAAUCUCGACAACUUCUAAGGCGCGGAGACUACACCAUGAUCGCAACCUCAGCUCUGGUAAACUUUUCCUCAAUCUUUGCUCAUGGCAAGGUUUUUUGGAUCUCUCAGUGUCUAUCAAGAGCUCUUCUACAAUCCGAGAACUGGAAAGGAUUGUUCGUCUGC